Molecule: messenger RNA, 533 nt
Organism: Orycteropus afer afer
Lineage: Eukaryota; Metazoa; Chordata; Mammalia; Tubulidentata; Orycteropodidae
Gene: CUNH2orf68
Product: chromosome unknown C2orf68 homolog
Source: RefSeq, a predicted model, not a curated record
GCCGCUCGGCGGCUCAGCGUUCGGGUUUCCAGAUGGAGGCGGCGCCGGAUCCCGGGCCGGGGCUCUGCUGCAAACCUGGCGGGCGACUGGACAUGAGCCACGGCUUCGUGCACCAUAUUCGACGGAACCAGCUCGCUCGGGACGACUACGACAAAAAGGUCAAGCAAGCAGCCAAGGAGAAGACAAGGAGGCGGCACACCCCCGCGCCGACGCGGCCCCGCAAGCCCGAUCUGCAGGUGUACCUGCCGCGACGCCGAGAUGAUUCUACCCACCCAAGCAACCCAGACUAUGAGGAGUCUGGUGAAAGCAGCAGUAGUGGUGGCUCUGACCUGGAACCUUCUGGGCAUCAGCUCUUCUGCUUAGAGUAUGAGGCAGACAGCGGAGAGGUCACUUCAGUUGUGGUGUAUCAGGACGACGACCCAGGAAGGGUGAGUGAGGAAGUGUCAGCACGAACGCCUCUGGAUCCGCUCAUGCGAGAGGCCCUCAAGUUGCGCAUCCGAGAAGAGAUUGCUAAGCGACAGAGCCGACACUGA